Pongo pygmaeus (Bornean orangutan) is the source of this 2253-nucleotide messenger RNA. RefSeq names its product bone morphogenetic protein 7 (gene BMP7). Gene Ontology annotation, biological process: BMP signaling pathway. Gene Ontology annotation, cellular component: extracellular region. The record is from RefSeq and is a predicted model, not a curated record. The coding region runs from base 491 to 1786 and encodes 431 amino acids. Gene Ontology annotation, molecular function: growth factor activity; cytokine activity. NCBI's taxonomy places the organism in Eukaryota, Metazoa, Chordata, Mammalia, Primates, Hominidae. The transcript has 7 exons.
CUCUUGUGCGAUUCAGGGCGCGCAAGGCUGGGAGAGCGCCCCGGGGCCCCUGCUAUUCGCGCCAGAGGUUGGAAGAGGGUGGGUCGCCGCCGCCCGAGGGCGAGAGCGCCAGAAGAGGGGGAAGAAGGAGCGCUCGCCCGCCCGCCUGCCUCCUCGUUGCCUCCCCGGCGCUGGUUCUCUGGACUCCUAGGCUUGCUGGCUGCUCCUCCCACCCGCGCCCGCCUCCUCACUCGCCUUUUCGUUCGCCGGGGCUGCUUUCCAAGCCCUGCGGUGCGCCCGGGCGAGUGCGGGGCGAGGGGCCCGGGGCCGGCACCGAGCAGGGGGCGGGGGUCCGGGCAGAGCGCGGCCGGCCGGGGAGGGGCCAUGUCUGGCGCGGGCGCAGCGGGGCCCGUCUGCAGCAAGUGACCGAGCGGCGCGGACGGCCGCCUGCCCCCUCUGCCACCUGGGGCGGUGCGGGCCCGGAGCCCGGGUAGUGUGUAGAGCCGGCGCGAUGCACGUGCGCUCACUGCGCGCUGCGGCGCCGCACAGCUUCGUGGCGCUCUGGGCACCCCUGUUCCUGCUGCGCUCCGCCCUGGCCGACUUCAGCCUGGACAACGAGGUGCACUCGAGCUUCAUCCACCGGCGCCUCCGCAGCCAGGAGCGGCGGGAGAUGCAGCGCGAGAUCCUCUCCAUUUUGGGCUUGCCCCACCGCCCGCGCCCGCACCUCCAGGGCAAGCACAACUCGGCACCCAUGUUCAUGCUGGACCUGUACAACGCCAUGGCGGUGGAGGAGGGCGGCGGGCCCGGCGGCCAGGGCUUCUCCUACCCCUACAAGGCCGUCUUCAGUACCCAGGGCCCCCCUCUGGCCAGCCUGCAAGAUAGCCAUUUCCUCACCGACGCCGACAUGGUCAUGAGCUUCGUCAACCUCGUGGAACAUGACAAGGAAUUCUUCCACCCACGCUACCACCAUCGAGAGUUCCGGUUUGAUCUUUCCAAGAUCCCAGAAGGGGAAGCUGUCACGGCAGCCGAAUUCCGGAUCUACAAGGACUAUAUCCGGGAACGCUUCGACAAUGAGACAUUCCGGAUCAGCGUUUAUCAGGUGCUCCAGGAGCACUUGGGCAGGGAAUCAGAUCUCUUCCUGCUCGACAGCCGCACCCUCUGGGCCUCGGAGGAGGGCUGGCUGGUGUUUGACAUCACAGCCACCAGCAACCACUGGGUGGUCAAUCCGCGGCACAACCUGGGCCUGCAGCUCUCGGUGGAGACGCUGGAUGGGCAGAGCAUCAACCCCAAGUUGGCGGGCCUGAUUGGGCGGCACGGGCCCCAGAACAAGCAGCCCUUCAUGGUGGCUUUCUUCAAGGCCACGGAGGUCCACUUCCGCAGCAUCCGGUCCACGGGGAGCAAACAGCGCAGCCAGAACCGCUCCAAGACGCCCAAGAACCAGGAAGCCCUGCGGAUGGCCAACGUGGCAGAGAACAGCAGCAGCGACCAGAGGCAGGCCUGUAAGAAGCACGAGCUGUAUGUCAGCUUCCGAGACCUGGGCUGGCAGGACUGGAUCAUCGCGCCUGAAGGCUACGCCGCCUACUACUGUGAGGGGGAGUGUGCCUUCCCUCUGAACUCCUACAUGAACGCCACCAACCACGCCAUCGUGCAGACGCUGGUCCACUUCAUCAACCCGGAAACGGUGCCCAAGCCCUGCUGUGCGCCCACACAGCUCAAUGCCAUCUCUGUCCUCUACUUUGAUGACAGCUCCAACGUCAUCCUGAAGAAAUACAGAAACAUGGUGGUCCGGGCCUGUGGCUGCCACUAGCCCCUCCGAGAAUUCAGACCCUUUGGGGCCAAGUUUUUCUGGAUCCUCCAUUGCUCGCCUUGGCCAGGAACCAGCAGACCAACUGCCUUUUGUGAGACCUUCCCCUCCGUAUCCCCAACUUUAAAGGUGUAAGAGUAUUAGGAAACAUGAGCAGCAUAUGGCUUUUGAUCAGUUUUUCAGUGGCAGCAUCCAAUGAACAAGAUCCUACAAGCUGUGCAGGCAAAACCUAGCAGGAAAAAAAAACACGCAUAAAGAAAAAUGGUCGGGCCAGGUCAUUGGCUGGGAAGUCUCAGCCAUGCACGGACUCGUUUCCAGAGGUAAUUAUGAGCGCCCCCGCCAGCCAGACCACCCAGCCGUGGGAGGAAGGGGGCGUGGCAAGGGGUGGGCACAUUGGUGUCUAUGCGAAAGGAAAAUUGACCCGGAAGUUCCUGUAAUAAAUGUCACAAUAAAACGAAUGAAUGAAAAUG